UGGUAAUACAACAACAGAUACUGUAACAAGUUAUACUCUCCUGUCAAAAAGCAGAGAAACACAGUUUGUACUUACUGCAGAUCGUUCUCCACAGUAUGGUAAAAACAUCAUAUUGUUAUUAAUUUGACAGAUGUAUAUAUGAUUUGCAACUGGUAUAAGAAUGAUAAUUUUUGCCUCAAAAACGCCUUAAAACCAUGUGACAUUUUCAUGGUUCUUAAACAAAACAAACUUAUUUUCUUAAAUCUGGAGAACAAGAUUUGUAGGUCAGGGUAUCUCUGCAGCACUACAGUACAUUAUAAUGCUGAUUGUCACAUAUUUCACUUUUAUCAAAGAAAUUGCCGCGUCUGCGAUUUGCAUAUUGUAAUUCGAUUAAUUGUAACUGCAGUCAUAAAUAGCUACUGUAUCUCCGGAGCAGGACUUCAUUCAACCAAAACUUCAUUCACACAAGGAGCAAUUAAAGACUGAUUUGCUGACAAAUUAUGGAGGGUUUUUAAUAAACUCUGCAUAUGGUUUACGGAAUUAACUACUUGGCACCCCUUUAUUUUCAUGAAAUCUCCGCUCCUGCACUACCUGCAUCACUCAUGGUGAUGCAGGGCCAUAAGUGGAACACUGACCUUAACGUUAAGCCAUGGGUGACUGGUCCAUACUUGGUCGUUUCCUGUCUGAGGUCCAGAACCACUCUACAGUGAUAGGCAAGAUCUGGCUUACCAUGCUGCUUAUUUUCCGUAUCCUGCUGGUGGCCUUGGUGGGUGACGCUGUGUACAGUGAUGAGCAGUCCAAGUUCACCUGUAACACCCAGCAGCCUGGUUGCAACAACGUCUGUUACGAUACCUUUGCUCCUGUUUCACAUCUGCGGUUCUGGGUGUUCCAAAUUGUGCUGGUCUCCACCCCAUCCAUCUUCUAUAUAGUCUUCGUCCUGCAUAAGAUUGCCAAGGAUGAGAAGCUGGAUGGCCAAAGGGCACAGGUGGUAGACCAGAGGCCUCCCAGACAGAGAUUUGGACACAUGAAGGGUGGCAUGGAGGCCUGGAGGGUUGGCAUGCCGACCUACUGUCCUCAUUACAGGGAGCAAUGGGAUGCAAGAGAUAGUGAAGGAGGAGAACCAAGCUUUCUAGAAGAGGAUUAUGGUGAGGUAGGAGAGGACCCCACCCAGCAGUCCAGCCAGGUUCUGCUCAUCUACAUCCUUCACGUGUUACUCCGAUCUGUCAUGGAGAUCACCUUCCUAAUAGGCCAGUACUUCUUGUUUGGCUUUGAGGUACCUCACCUGUACCGCUGUGAGACCUACCCUUGCCCCACUCGUACAGACUGCUUUGUGUCACGUGCCACUGAGAAAACCAUCUUCCUGAACUUCAUGUUCAGCAUCAGCCUGGGUUGCUUCGUGCUCAACAUUGCAGAACUCCACUACCUGGGCUGGAUCUACAUUUUCCGCAUCCUCUGCUUAGCCUGCUCCACCUGCUGCAGUCAGGACAGGGACACCAUCAGACUGUACUCAAAUCACAAUCCCCUCCUGCUGCAGCUCAGGCAUUCACUGAGGGGCCAGCUGGUUCUGCAGACCCCAGCAGCCAUGGCCCCAGAGAAGACUGGAGGUCUGCUUGUACAUCCCCCGGCUAUUUCCUUUGAGACAGACUCAACUGUGGAAUGCACCUCCAAGAGAAGUCCAGAGAGCAGAGACAAAGUGAAGGUCAAGCUGGCCAAUAUGGCCAGGCUGGGACGGACCAAGAAGUCUUGGCUGUAAGAGUGACAUUUUUCUGUAAUGCCAUUAUGUUUGUGAAAACAGACUGAGAAAGGCAACUCGGAGGCCUGAAACAUAGCCUAAAUAAAUAUGUAAACAUUGACACAUUGGGCUAUUCUGUGCAUUGUAAAAAAUGGGUCACUUGAAAUUGUUAAUGCCAUGCAAGCAUUUGAGGCAUGGCAAUGCAACAGGAUGAAGCUGUUUCAUAAUAUAUUGUUUCCAUAAUAUGUCUCUGAUGUUCUUUAUUUUCAUGGUAUACAGUUAAUAGCAAGAAAUCAAUGUACCGUUUGGUACUAACAGCAAAUACAGUGCUACAGGGAUGAUGUAUUUUUGUAGUCCAACCUCACCCUGGUUUCUUCAACAAAAAGAUAAUCUAAUCACAGCCACUUUUAGGAUUUUUGAAGCGUAAAUGCGUAA
This is a messenger RNA of Dicentrarchus labrax (European seabass), 2146 nucleotides long. RefSeq names its product gap junction delta-2 protein-like. Lineage: Eukaryota; Metazoa; Chordata; Actinopteri; Moronidae. Gene Ontology annotation, biological process: cell communication. The record is from RefSeq and is a predicted model, not a curated record. Bases 629 to 1732 code for a protein of 367 amino acids. Gene Ontology annotation, cellular component: connexin complex. The transcript is spliced from 2 exons.